AUGGCCACCAAACCAACAAUCGUCACAGAGGUCAACGUUCUUGUUGACCCUGAAGAUGCCAACAUAGACAUCGUGGCAAUCCCUGGCCUUGGUGCCAACCCAGUUAAGAGCUGGAUGUGGGACGAGAAGGACGAAAAAAGCUUCAACUGGCUGAAGGAUAAAGAGGGUAUCAAAAAGGACUUUCCACAGGCCCGCAUCAUGCUCUACCACUACGCCUCGGCCUAUCAGGGUACCUUCAAGGUUAGGCAAUACCUGAGCAAUAUUGCAGAUACCAUGCUUGUCAGCCUGAAGCAGCGGAGAGAAGAGCCCAAGGAAUGCCGCCGUCGGCCAAUCGUAUUGAUUGGGCACAGCAUGGGAGGUCUUGUGGCGGCCAAGGUUUUGACAUUGGCCGAACAGCGCCGCGACAAAUUUCCCGAUGUGUACGAGGGAAUUGUGGGAAUCUUGACAUUCGGUACACCUUUCGGUGGUGCUCCAGUUGCGGACAUUGCCACAGAAUGGGCCAAGCUCAACGAGCACACGGGCAAGGCCAUCACAUCCAAGCUUCUUGACCUGCUGACGCCAGGGAACGAAAAUUUGCGCGAGUUGAAGCAUGAUUUCGUACGAUCUGCCAUGAAACUUGGCCAGAAAGUCGACCUCCAUUGCUUCUGGGAGCAGAACGAGACACGCUGGGACAAGGUGAUGGAGAAGUUGGCUCCCACUGACUUCCCUAUCUCAACCCUGGAGAAGCUCAAGCUCAGAGAAUAUCGGGAGUUCGUAGGCAGAGAGUCGGCCACUCUGCCUGGAGCAUCCGAGACCGGGCUGACACGCACACACAGGGAUCUUGUCCGUUUUGAAAGCUGUAAAGACUCACAGUACCAAUUGGUGCGAGCAGCCUUGAAGAGUAUUGUUCAUAGCGCAGCGCGCAACGCCAAAGGUCGUUUCAACUGCAUGCGCCAAUUCAGCAUCAAACCCGAAACACACAAAGCCGUGAUUGAUGCCCUCGACGGCGCUGACGUGCAAAGGAAGUUCAGAUCACUCUCGCAGCGGCUCGCUUCUGACUCAUGGAUCCUCUCAGAGCCGGAAUUUCAGGAUUGGAUGGAUAGCAAGAGAAAAACCGACGACUUUCUCUGGAUAUACGGUGGGGAGGGGAAAGGGAAAACGCCUGCUGCCACAGCCGUGGUCAAAAGCGUCGAGUCGACAAUUUGCAAGGAGGAGAUGGAAUCCUCGGACCGGGCUCCAACUUUGUUGGCAUACUUCUUCUGCGACCAAGUUCCGGACUUUUGCACGGCCGAGGAUGUGGUCAAAUCUCUGCUCCGGCAACUCUGCCUUCAACAAGACACUCUUGCCAAUUAUGCCAAACAGUUCAUCUCCAGGGCCCCGAGCGAACAUGGCGGCAGCAACGGCAGCAACAACAGCACCGCGCUCGGCAUCGAGAACCUCUGCCAGAGUCUUCGAGACAUGCUCACCGAGAGCACUAUUGGAACUGUGUACUUCGUCAUCUGCAACCUCCACGAGCUCCCAGAGGAGGAGGACUCAACCAAGAAGCUCUUAUCCUUCGUGCAGUCGCUCAUCGAUUCACCUCAGCUCCAAGCUGACAAGCGCGUCCGUACCAAGUGGCUGUUCGCAACCAGGGACAGGAUAUCAAUUCGAAGAGUGCUUGGAUCAAGCGAUGUGGUUCGCCAGAUCAAUCUCAACGAUUCAGAAAAGUACGGAGACAAAGUCAAACUCGAGCUGCAGCGACAUGCCUGGAGCAAGGUCGACGGUCUGCGUGAGCAGAAAGGCUACAACAAGGCAAUCACCUACUUCGCCGGCAGUGUUAUUGGGAACCGUGCCGAGAGCACCAAGUGGAUCGACGUGGCGAUUGUGCAGCUAGCAGCGCUUCCGGCCGAGUCUAAUGAUAUCAAGGUCCGGAAGAUGCUAGAGCGCGUGCCGCAAGACUUUGCGACACUUUUGGAUCAUGCCUGGCAAUCGAUACUCGGACCAAACGAGGAAGGCCUCGAUGCCAUCAAGGAGCUCCUCCGCGCCCUUGUAUUGACAUACGAAGACCCCACGGAGAGUGAGCUGUUAGUGCUUGCCGGGCUGCCAGCUGGUGAAGCAAAACACAAAGAGGAACUUUUCAAGACGAUACAAAAGUGCAGACCCUUACUCACGCUUCGAAAGUCCGGUGACGAGGCUCGGAUCGGCUUCGUCAACGCCGAUGUCAAAAAGCACCUCCACAAGAACUCCAACAAGCUUCUCGAUCUUCCCGAGGAUGCCAUUCAGCUCCAACACGGAAUUCUUGCCCUGCGAUGCUUUUCGCAUAUCAUGGAUAACUUGACUGCAGCACUUCAGUCCACAAUAGUUGCCAAGUCUCCUACGCCCAGCCAGAGUCAACAGACUCAACACCAGCCAGUUGCCAUGCAAGGGCCCGUCACUGCUGCCGGUCCUGGUGUUUUCGGGGCUCCUGAUAUCGGUGAUGAUACUGAAGAUGAAGAGAUCGAGUUCGAUUUCGAUGAUGACGAGAGUACCGACUUGGACUCAACUGCCCAAGCACCGGAUACACCUCAGCAAGCACCAAUUCUGCCGUAUGCAACGAGAUAUUGGCUACAGCAUGCGAGUGAGGCCACCAGAGAUAUCGCGGAAAGGCUCAGCUUGGAAAAGGCAUUCUGGGAGCCAGACUCGGAGAUUCGCCACUUGUGGCUGACGGAGUUUGAGAGGCUUACAGGCGCCUUUGACGGCUUGGUCGUUGAUAAGCGCCUGAAAGCACUACAUGUGGCCGCAUCGGUUGGGUUUCCUCGACUAGUCGCGUCGUUGCUCAAGGCAGGGUAUGAUAAGGAAGUGAACGAAUACGAUACGUAUGACAACGCACCCCUCCACCUGGCUGCCCUCUUCGGCAAGGCAGAUAUCAUCGAGCAGUUGCUUGAGGUCAAGAGUGUCAAACUCGAUGAUGCCGGCAAAAACAGUUCAGCAUGUACCCCUCUUUCGAUGGCCGCCGCGCGCGGCAAGAUUCUCGUGAUGAAGAAGCUCAUCAGUAAAGGGGCCAAUGUAAAUUCAGUCGAUGUUGACAUAGGUCCAGUCAUCAACGCGGCUAUUCUGUCCGGCAACAGCGAUGCGGUAAAGCUACUGAUCGAACACGAAGCCAAACUGAACUACCCAGAGCAUGAACACGAGGCCUCGGACUGGCCGCCGCCUCUUGCGCUCUCAGCUCUGUUUUCGGACCUGUCCAUGUUCCAAACCAUUUUAGACGCCGGGAAGGAGGUUCUAAGUGAGGAGGAGUAUAGCAAGGCUCUCGUCCUCGCAUCCAGAUCCGGCCGCGUCGAGAUUGUGUCUUUAUUGUUCGAAAACGAGCAUGGUCAGGACACCUUUCAGAAGUCACUCCAGGCCGCUCUCGAGGAAGAAAACUGGGAUGUCACCAAGCUUCUUUUGCGCCACUCGCAAGAUAUUCUGGACUGCAACGACGUCUUUGAGAAAGCCUCAACGAGCGUCGAAAGCCUCGAAGACGUGCUAGAUGCAAUAUGGGGGCAUAGGCAAGGCCAGAUCGACCAGGAAAUCCUCAACAGAUGCCUAUAUACGGCCACCGAUAACGAGAAGGAGAAUACCGUCAAGGCUCUCUUGAGGAUGGGUGCUGAUCCAAACGCGGAAGGCGCUUUAUUUGGCAAUGCGCUCACAGCUGCUGCAAAUGACGGAGUCACCACGGAUGAUGGAAACGUGCCUAUUGUGCAAGCCCUUCUCGAGGCCGGUGCUACUGUCACAUCUGAUUCCGGCUGGGCUCUUCAAGCCGCGGCCGAGCAAGGCCAUCUAGCCGCUGUCAAGCUGCUCCUUGACUACGGAGCCGACAUCAACCAUUUCAGCGUCCAACACUCAUCCGGCACCGCUCUUCAAGCAGCAUGUGACUGCGGGCACGAAGAAGUCGUGGAGUAUCUGCUCAGCAAAGGCGCAGACCCAAACAAAGGCGGCGGGCGAUACGAGUAUCCGAUCAUCGUGGCAUCGAUGCAACCCAAAAUUCUACCUCAUCUUCUCGCCGCUCCGGGAAUCAAACUCAAUGUGGUUGGUGGACCAGGCCACGGGAGCCCGCUUGUUUACGCUGCAGCCUCGCUACCUGCCGAGUACAUUGUACAGCUCAUCCAGGCGGGUGCAGAUGUAAACAUGGUUGAUUUAGAUGGUGAUACACCUCUCAUUGCUGCGGCGCUGGUGGGUGACUAUGAAUGUGUGAAGCUGCUGCUGGAGUAUGGGGCGGACAUCAUGACAAUAAGCCCCAACAGGGGCACCGCUCUAGAAGUGGCGCUGGAAGAGGGGCACGAUGAGUGCAUAAAGCUAUUGGCGAAUAGAGCUGUCUUUAUUCAGAGGCAAUUGAAGAUCUCUGCGGAGCGAGAGGAAGGGUUGGCAUUGGAAAUCAUUGAACAGGAGAGAGAGAAUCGGCGCUACCUCCAUCAGCAGCAGCAACAACAACAACAACAACAACAACGGCAGCAGCAGCAGCGUAUUGGUAGCGAUUUUGGCCAGCAAGAACCCGAACUCGAGGACCAAAUCGGAAGGCUGAGGCUACAGGACGAUGAUCACGAUGUUGAUGCGGACUCCUUGAGUCAGGGCGGCGAUGGGAACCCUCACCCCACAACCGGUGAAGAAGAGGACUCUUAUCAACAAGGAAGCUGGUAG
Molecule: messenger RNA, 4614 nt
Organism: Podospora bellae-mahoneyi
Lineage: Eukaryota; Fungi; Ascomycota; Sordariomycetes; Sordariales; Podosporaceae
Exons: 7
Coding region: 1-4614 (1537 amino acids)
Cellular component (GO): nucleus; cytoplasm
Molecular function (GO): hydrolase activity, acting on ester bonds; protein binding
Source: RefSeq, a predicted model, not a curated record